CCCCGCUCCGGCCGGCACCAUGGACAGCGAGGCUUUCCAGCACACGCGGGACCUCCUGGACCUGAACUUCCAGUCGCUGGCCAUGAAGCACAUGGACUUGAAGCAGAUGGAGCUGGACACGGCGGCGGCCAAGGUGGACGAACUGACCAAGCAGCUGGAAUCGCUGUGGUCAGACUCGCCGGCAAAUCCCAGCCCACAGGCGGGCGCCGCCCCCAGGCUGCCCCGGUACAGCUCCAGCCCGGUCCCCGAGCCUUUCGGCAGCCGAGGGUGCCCCCGGAAAGCCGACAACGCAGACACCUCGUUCGGACGCUCUGAGAGUGCCCCGACCCUGCACCCCUACAGCCCGCUGUCCCCCAAGGGCCGCCCGUCGUCGCCGCGCACCCCGCUCUACUUGCAGCCGGACGCCUACGGCAGCCUGGACCGCGCGCCCUCGCCCCGGCCCCGCGCCUUCGACGGCGCGGGCAGCCCCCUGGGUCGCGCGCCUUCCCCGCGGCCCGGCUCGGGCCCGCUCCGCCAGCAGGGGCCCCCCGCGCCCUUCGACUUCUUGGGUCGCGCGGGCUCCCCGCGGGGCAGCCCUCUGGCCGAAGGGCCCCAGGCCUUCUUCCCGGAGCGCGGACCCUCGCCGCGCCCGGCCGGCGCCGCCUACGACGCUCCGGCUGCCUUCGGGAGCCCCCUGCUGGGCGCGGGCGGCAGCGCCUUCGCCCCGCCGCUGCGCGCGCAAGACGACCUGACCCUGCGCCGGCGGCCCCCCAAAGCCUGGAACGAGUCCGACCUGGACGUAGCCUACGAGAAGAAGACCUCGCAGACGGCGAGCUACGAACGUCUGGAUGUCUUCUCGCGGCCCGCCUCGCCGGGCCUGCAGCUGCUGCCGUGGCGAGAGAGCAGCCUGGACGGGCUGGGAGCCUCCGGCAAGGACAACCUCACCAGCGCCACCCUGCCCCGCAAUUACAAGGUCUCCCCUCUGGCCAACGACAGGCGCUCGGAUGCGGGCAGCUACCGCCGCUCGCUGGGCUCCACGGGGCCGUCGGGCACUCUGCCCCGCAGCUGGCAGCCGGUCAGCCGCAUCCCCAUGCCCCCGGCCAGCCCCCAGCCGCGCGCCCCGCGCCAGCGCCCCAUCCCCCUCAGCAUGAUAUUCAAGCUCCAGAACGCCUUCUGGGAGCACGGCGCCAGCAGGGCCAUGCUCCAUGGCUCCCCCGUCUUCACGCGAGCACCCCCUCCCAAGAUAGCCCCCCAGCCCCAGGCGCCCCCACAGCCCCAGCCCCAGCCCCAGCCCCAGCCACCUCCCCAGCCCCAGCCCCAGCCCCAGCCCCAGCCCCAGCCACAACAGCAGCCCCAGCCGCAGCCCCCUACCCCAGGCCCCCAGGCCCCCCAACAGACCUGGCCCGCCAUGAACGAAGGCGCCCCCAAGCCCACCUCCGAGCUGGAGCCGGAGCCAGAGCUGGAGGGGCUUCUGACUCCCGCGCUGGAGGCCGGAGAUGUCGACGAAGGCCCUGUGGCUCGGCCGCUCAGCCCCACGCGGCUGCAGCCGGCGCUGCCCCCUGAGGCGCAGUCGGUGCCCGAGCUGGAGGAGGUGGCCCGGGUGCUGGCGGAGAUCCCUCGGCCCCUCAAGCGCAGGGGCUCCAUGGAGCAGAGCCCCACCGUGGCCCUGCCGCCCACCCACAAGAAGCAGUACCAGCAGAUCAUCAGCCGCCUCUUCCAUCGGCACGGCGGCCCGGGGCCCGGGGGGCCAGAGCCGGAGCUGGCCCCCAUCACCGAGGGGUCCGAGGCCAGGGCAGGGCCCCCUGCGCCCGCCCCGCCGGCUCCCAUCCCACCCCCAGCGCCGCCCCAGAGCAGCCCCCCGGAGCAGCCACAGAGCCUGGAGAUGCGAUCGGUGCUGCGGAAGGCGGGUUCCCCGCGCAAGGCCCGGCGCGCGCGCCUCAACCCGCUCGUGCUGCUGCUGGACGCCGCGCUGACCGGGGAGCUGGAGGUGGUGCAGCAGGCGGUGAAGGAGAUGAACGACCCGAGUCAGCCCAACGAGGAGGGCAUCACCGCCCUGCACAACGCCAUCUGCGGCGCCAACUACCCCAUCGUGGACUUCCUCAUUGCCGCGGGCGCCAACGUCAACUCCCCCGACAGCCACGGCUGGACCCCGCUGCACUGCGCGGCCUCGUGCAACGACACGGCCAUCUGCACGGCGCUGGUGCAGCACGGCGCUGCCAUCUUCGCCACCACGCUCAGCGACGGCGCCACGGCCAUUGAGAAGUGCGACCCCUACCGCGAGGGCUACGCCGACUGCGCCACCUACCUGGCAGACGUAGAGCAGGGCAUGGGCCUGAUGCACGGCGGCGUGGUGUACGCACUCUGGGACUACAGCGCCGAGUUCGGGGACGAGCUGUCUUUCCGGGAGGGCGACCCGGUGACCGUGCUGCGGAGAGACGGGCCCGAGGAGACCGACUGGUGGUGGGCCUCGCUGCACGGUCAGGAGGGCUACGUGCCUCGCAACUACUUCGGGCUCUUCCCCAGGGUGAAGCCACAGAGGAACAAGGUCUAGCAGGACAGAUGGACGUCCCUCGAGGACACAGGAGCGGCCCCACACCUCCCGUCCUUUCAUGCUGCCUUGACCUUGACCUGCGGGGCCGGUUCUCUGCCCUCCCACCAGCCCCGGGCACCAGGGCACCGCAGGCACCUGCCUUAGCGGUGGGACAGCCGGGGGCGGGGGGGCUCCCCGUCUCAGGGCAGGAGAUGCCCCCACGCCAUUUGCCAAAGGAGAUCCGCCCAAAGUGCCUUCCACACGGGGCUGCCCCUGGCGGAGACUGGGGUGGGUGACCGCCAGCUGAUGGCCCUGGGAGCCGCCCCCCUCCUCCCAGCAGCCUCUGGGCUGCCCAGUUAAGUGCCUUCCCAGAGCACUGUGUCUUUAUAACACCGUGAGCAAAGUUUUCUUUAUAAAUAAAGGUAGUUUGCGCACAA
Messenger RNA from Lepus europaeus (European hare), 2946 nucleotides. It is a transcript of the gene PPP1R13L, whose product is annotated as protein phosphatase 1 regulatory subunit 13 like. The record is from RefSeq and is a predicted model, not a curated record. Lineage: Eukaryota; Metazoa; Chordata; Mammalia; Lagomorpha; Leporidae. Gene Ontology annotation, biological process: regulation of transcription by RNA polymerase II; positive regulation of cell differentiation. Gene Ontology annotation, molecular function: transcription factor binding. Bases 20 to 2530 code for a protein of 836 amino acids. The transcript is spliced from 12 exons.